Sclerotinia trifoliorum is the source of this 861-nucleotide messenger RNA. The record is from the annotation of a GenBank genome assembly. Lineage: Eukaryota; Fungi; Ascomycota; Leotiomycetes; Helotiales; Sclerotiniaceae.
CUUUUCCCCUUAACCCAAAGGUUGCUACCCGCAAUCCAUGUUCUGAACGAAACAAUAAAAUUGAUAUUCGUUCAAUUUCAAAGAUCCAAUCUCAUCAAUUGAAAGAAUCUUUGAAUGAAUGGAAUUCUUCACAUUCCUUAUACUUUAAUCAUACCCUAAUUCUCAUCCAAUCUAUAAGAAGUACCAACCUCCCCUCCAAUCAAAUAAUCUUACAACUAAUCUCCCGACAACCCCACCCAUAAAAUUCCUCUUACGUCUUUCUCAUCCGGCUCUCAGCUCAGUGACCAACAAACAACAAACAUGGAGGCCUCCCCAGAAACCCAUAUUCGAAAGAAAGCAGAUACGGCAACAAUUCCCGAAACACCCCAACCCAUAACACAACGCAGCACCCAAUCGCAACUCCCCGUAUCGCGUGUCAAACCCACUCAAGACGAACCUAUCCCUAAUCUCCCCGAUACCCACCAUCUAGUCCUGACCGAAUACCAAAUCGCAAUCUCGACUUUCGAUACCCGAUUCCUAAGUAUGGGCGUCCUUCUAAUCCAAGCCUCAUCUUCAUAUUCGGAUCUUGUAGAUGCCAUUAGAGGCCGCGCAAGCAAUUGGGAGGAUGUUCCAUUGAGGUGUAGGGAGAAAAGUAUUGCGGUGAGAUGGGAGAUUGGUCAGAUGGUUUAUGAUGAUUCGUAUGAUACUGUUUGUGGUCCUGAUGUUGUUAUGGAUAGGCUUAUAUUCAUGACGCGCGAGAGGGGCUGGAGGGAUCGUUUGAUUGUUGUGUAUCAUGUGGAGGAGAAUGAUAGCGGUGAUGAUAGUGAGCCGAAGGUUCGGAAGGCUUCUCCAAUACUGUGAAGAUCAGCGGAUCGUGAGGGG